Acomys russatus (golden spiny mouse) is the source of this 294-nucleotide messenger RNA. RefSeq names its product 40S ribosomal protein S26-like. Lineage: Eukaryota; Metazoa; Chordata; Mammalia; Rodentia; Muridae. Bases 10 to 294 code for a protein of 94 amino acids. Gene Ontology annotation, molecular function: mRNA binding; structural constituent of ribosome. The record is from RefSeq and is a predicted model, not a curated record. The transcript has a single exon. Gene Ontology annotation, biological process: translation. Gene Ontology annotation, cellular component: cytosolic small ribosomal subunit; ribosome.
GGCUCCAAGAUGACCAAAAAAAGGAGAAACAACGGCCGUGCCGAAAAGGGCCGCGGCCCCGUGCAGCCAAUUCGCUGCACCAACUGUGCCCGGUGCGUGCCCAAGGACAAGGCCGUUAAGAAGCUCGUCAUCUGGAACAUUGUAGAGGCCGCUGCUGUCAGGGACAUCUCCGAAGCCAGCGUCUUUGGCGCUUAUGUGCUGCCCAAGCUCCACGUCAAGCUGCGUUACUGCGUGAGCUGUGCCGUUCACAGCAAGGUGGUCAGGAACCGAUCCCGUGAGGCUUGGAAGGACUGA